Messenger RNA from Pecten maximus, 11925 nucleotides. Its product is annotated as phospholipid-transporting ATPase ID-like. Gene Ontology annotation, molecular function: magnesium ion binding; ATPase-coupled intramembrane lipid carrier activity; ATP hydrolysis activity. Gene Ontology annotation, cellular component: plasma membrane. Gene Ontology annotation, biological process: Golgi organization; phospholipid translocation. Lineage: Eukaryota; Metazoa; Mollusca; Bivalvia; Pectinida; Pectinidae. The record is from RefSeq and is a predicted model, not a curated record.
UACAUGUUUUCCAAGAUGGCUUCUAGUUUUGGAUUAUAGAGACUGGGCAAGCGUGACAAGGAUGUUAUCUGUGGAUAUUAAUCGAUCAAAAUGUACAGCCAUGAGGAAGUGAAGUUUGACAGAAACGUAAACGAAGAUAUUUUGUACAGGUAGAAAGGCCUGAAAAUGUGGCCGAGGAAGGAGAAGCCUGUAGAACUGGAGAGGCAUAUCAGGGCCAAUGAUCCAGAACACAAUAAGCAGUAUAUGUAUGCAAAUAAUUACAUACGAACCACGAAGUACAACAUGUUUACCUUCCUGCCUAAGAACAUGUUCGAGCAAUUCCAACGAUUGGCCAAUGCCUAUUUCUUGUGCCUACUUAUUCUGCAGGUAAUUCCGGCCAUCUCCUCACUGCCUUGGUAUACAACACUUGUACCUCUAGCUUUUGUGUUAGGGAUCACGGCAGUAAAAGAUGCGGUUGAUGACUUUAGACGUCAUCGAAGUGAUGGACAGGUCAACAAUCGGCUUUCCUUUGUACUUCGGGAUGGGAAACUGGUGGAGGAACGCUGGCACAAAGUUGUUGUCGGGGAUAUCAUCAAGAUGGAAAAUAACCAAUUUGUGGCAGCGGACCUUCUCCUUUUGUCGACCAGCGAGCCCCAUAGUUUGUGUUAUAUAGAGACUGCUGAACUUGAUGGAGAGACGAAUCUCAAGGUGAGACAAGCUCUUCCAGAAACUGCUGAACUAGAAAAUGAUAUAAAAAAGUUAACAGAAUUUAAUGCGGAAAUCGUGUGUGAAGCACCGAAUAACAAACUGAGUAAAUACGAAGGAACGAUGAAAUGGAACAACAACACGUACUCUUUGGACAAUGAUAAAAUGCUACUCCGUGGUUGUGUGCUCCGAAAUACACAAUGGUGCUAUGGCUUGGUGAUUUUUGCCGGUCAGGACUCCAAAUUGAUGAUGAACAGCGGAAAGUCUAUCUUUAAAAGAACACACAUUGAUCGUCUUUUAAAUAUCCUCAUCAUAGGUAUUUUUAUAUUUCUACUGUCAUUGUGUCUCGCCAUGACGAUAGCCUGUGGUAUAUGGGAGACGUACACAGGUCAACAUUUCCAGGCUUAUCUCCCCUGGGAGACCUUCGUUCCCGGCUCGCCUUCCAAGGAUGGAACUGUUGCUGAAGGCGCCACUGUUAUUUCUAUGCUUGUGUUCUUUUCAUACAUCAUCAUAUUUAAUACUGUUGUGCCCAUCUCUUUGUAUGUCAGUGUGGAGAUAUUCCGUCUGGCUAAUAGUUUCUGGAUUAACUGGGAUGUGAAGAUGUAUUAUAAGAAAGUGGACACACCUGCCAAGGCCAGGACUACAACACUUAACGAGGAACUGGGUCAGAUAGAGUACAUCUUCUCCGAUAAAACUGGGACACUAACACAGAAUAUAAUGACAUUCAACAAGUGUUCUAUAGACGGUAAAUCCUAUGGUGAUGCGUAUGACGAGUUCGGGAACGCUGUUGAAGUCAUGGAACAUACACCAAAAGUCGAUUUUUCUGACAACCCAUACUUUGAGCCGAGUUUUGAGUUCUACGACUCGCAGCUGUUAACAGCUAUUCGUAAUGGCCCGAAUGGAAACCCACGGGCCUAUAGGUUUUUUUACAUCCUGGCCCUCUGUCACACUGUCAUGCCGGAGGUUAAAGAUGGUAACCUUGAAUACCAGGCCCAGUCACCUGAUGAAGGAGCUUUGGUUGGUGCUGCUAGGAACUUUGGCUUUGUGUUCAAGUCCAGGACACCACAAACCAUCACUAUUGAAGUGAUGGGAAAGGAAGAAGUGUAUGAACUGUUGUGUAUUCUCGACUUUAACAAUGUCCGGAAAAGGAUGUCUGUAAUUGUCAAAAAAGAUGGAAAGAUCAAGCUCCUUUGUAAAGGUGCAGAUUCUGUGAUCUACGAGAGACUGGACUCCAGCUGUGAUAAUGCCAAAGAGUUAUGUACUCAUCAUCUAAAUGAAUUUGCUCAGGAUGGCCUACGGACACUAUGUCUGGCUGAAAAAGAAAUCCCCCAAAAUGUUUGGGAGAGUUGGAAAAAGAAACACCAUGAAGCCAGUACAUCUUUACAAGAUCGAGAGGAAAAGGUGGAUAAUGCUUACGAAGAAAUUGAACAAAAUCUGAUUCUCAUUGGAGCUUCAGCCAUCGAAGACAAAUUACAAGAUGGUGUUCCUGAUGCCAUUGCAAAUCUGGCAGAUGCUGGGAUCAAAAUCUGGGUACUUACUGGAGACAAACAAGAAACUGCUAUCAAUAUCGGCUAUUCCUGUCGACUGCUGACUGACGAAAUGGAAAAUAUUUUUGUGAUAGAUGCUGAAUCUUUCGAGGAAGUCAGAAAACAAAUGUCUGAUGCCUUAGAUGAAGUGAAGAAGAUUAAUCGUGAAAAGAGAGAAGCUUCAGAAACUAGUAAUGUGCGAAUUGCAAAUGGUGGUGAACAGUUUUACAAUGGUGGUAUGCAAAAUGCCGUGACGGAAGAUGACAUAUGUAACGAAUUCGCACUUGUUGUCAAUGGUCACAGCUUGAUCCAAGCUCUCAAGCCAGAGAUGGAACAAUUACUACUGGAGCUAGGCUGUUCCUGUAAGGCUGUGAUCUGCUGCCGCGUAACUCCGCUACAAAAGGCACUAGUCGUUGACCUUAUCAAACGAAACAAGAAAUCUGUCACCCUGGCCAUUGGUGAUGGUGCUAAUGAUGUUAGCAUGAUAAAAACGGCACACAUUGGUGUCGGUAUCAGUGGACAGGAGGGAUUACAGGCCGUCCUGGCUAGCGAUUAUUCCAUCUCUCAGUUCCGAUACCUCGAGCGCCUUCUCCUCGUACACGGACGCUGGUCUUACUUCAGAAUGAGCAAGUUCCUCAGAUAUUUUUUCUACAAGAAUUUUGCAUUCACAUUGUGUCAUUUGUGGUUUGCCAUCUUUUGUGGUUUUUCUGCCCAGACUCUGUUUGAUCCAUAUUUCAUUUCCUUCUACAACUUAUUUUAUACCUCAAUGCCAUGUCUCUUCAUGGCUGCAUUCGACCAGGAUGUCAAUGACAGUUAUUCACUGCGGUACCCUAAGCUCUAUACUCCCGGCCUAACCGACAUGCUCUUCAAUAAGAAGGUUUUCCUGUUAGGGGUCUCCGAGGGGUUCAUAACAUCUCUCAUACUCUUCUUCAUCCCAUACGGGGUCUUCCACUGGGCUACCAACCCCUGGGGCACUGACCUCAUUGACCAUCAGUCGUUUGGAGUCGUGGUUGCGUCCAUUCUUGUAGUCGCAGUAAACCUACGGUGUGCGCUGGACACGUCGUACUGGACAGGUUUUAACCAUUUUGUGAUAUGGGGGAGUAUGAUCCUUUAUUUCUGUUUUAUCCUGACCAUGUAUUCCAGCGUGUUUAACUACACGUACAUGGGAACUGCCUACCAGGUUUACUCUACAGCAAACUUCUGGCUUUGUCUUCUCCUCACCAUCACCAUUCUCCUUGUUCCUGUCAUCGCAUAUCGCUUCUAUUAUCUCGACACCCAGCCAACUCUUAGUGACCGCGCUAGACUCAAACAACGCAUGUCCAAGUCCAAGGCUCGUUCUGGAGACAUCGUAAUGCGUCGCCAGUCCACACUGCGUCGCAGCACAAGGUCGUUACGAUCAGGCUAUGCCUUCGCCCACCAGCAAGGUUUUGGUGAGCUCAUCACCAGCGGCUUAAACAUGCGACAACGAGUUGAACAAAGUGAGGCUAGAAAUAAUCCAGUACAGUUAACGAAAGUUAAACGUAUAGACACUUCAAACUCUUCUCAAAAUGGGAACAGUACCUCAGGAGGUUCGCAUGUCAACAACGUGGCAGAGCAUGAGCAUGACAAACAUGUCAUGUUUAGUGAAAAACUUUGAUAAAACAAUCAGAGUCACUUAAAAGCUUUGACAAAACAAUCAGAGUCACUUAAAAGCUUUGUGAAAGAAAAAAAUCUGUGAUUAUAUGAAUUAAUAUCAAGAUUGUAUUAUCUUGUUCUUUGGAUACAAAAUUGUGAAAUGCUAUGAUUGAAAUAUGAUGUUACUAUUUUACACGACUGAGAAUGUGCAAGUUUUGAUCAAGGUAUGCUGAGUAUUUUUUUUAGAAACAAAUAGGAUGUACAAUUGCAAUAUUUUGUAAAUCAUAUUUUACUGUAUUGAUUGUGCAGGUUAUAGUCUAAAAUGUUUUAUUUUUUUUCUCGCUAUUUCUGUGUUCUUUCAAGUAUCGCAAAUCAUCAUUUUAGUUUACAUAACACACAGCAUACUGUCUUGCUUAGGUUUAUUAGGGAAACAUCUUCAAAAUUCUUUAAAUCGGUUUUCCCUACAGAGAUUUUUUUUUGUAUUGUUCAUGUCCCCAACCAUCAGCUUUAUAAAUGGUGUUUGACCUUCCAUCCGUCCACACAGAAACUUUUCCUUUUUGGGGCCAAACUUUCUAACUGAUUAUCAGUAGAAAAUGAAAAGGUCAAAGGUCACUGUUAUAGGACAUCCACCAUUACUUUUGCUUUACCAUCGUGUUUGACAUGAGGCGCUUUAGAAUUUGAAUUAAAAUUAUAUUCUGGCUUUUUUUCCUGAUCAACAUUGUGGUGUUAUCUGAUUAUUUAAUCUCUAACACUGAGCUGGAUUGUUUUACUCCUUUAUAAGAUGAGCUAGCUGACAUGAAAAAAGAGUUUGAUGUCAAAUCAACCGUUAUAUAGUUUUAAACCAGUGAAUAAUUACAUAAAUUUCUGAUGAAUGUGAGAAAAAAUAGUGUUUUACAACUUAUACAUACCGGUACUAUAUUUUUAUGGCAAUAAGUCCAUGCCCUGUAAUAAGCCGAGUGCUACCCUGGACUCUCUGUCGGAUAUAAUCAUGGACAUCUAGUGAUAUUAUGCUGGUAGCUGUGUUCUGGUAACGUGCUGUGUAUUUUUGGUGUCUGUCUUUUCCAUUAAUUUAUACAUUCAGUUUGUACAGAAAUUGUUUUACAAUGCUGAGAAUGGAUGGUGUACAUCUAUAGGCAAUAAAUAUCCAUGUACUGCUUCUCCACCACAGGAGAUAAAGGUGAAACAAUUAUCUCAUUUUCAUUUCUGUAGCAUUAUAGCUUUAUUUAUGAACAAGUUAGUUAGUAACAUUUAUUACUAUUUGCUAAAUGGACAUGGACCAAUUUUGUUUCUUGUAUUGAAAUAUAUGUGAUAUAUAGUAUUCUGCAAAUGGAGUUAACUUUUGCCCAAAAUGAAACAAAUUUGAAAAUUGAUGUUCAACCCUUUCUUUCAUCUUAUCAGUAUUUUAAAAAAGAUGAAAACAUAUGUAUACACUAGACAUACAUUCUGUGUAUUACUUCUUAAAUCUAUCUCAUUGUCUAUGUUUUAACAAUGAAAGUAAGAUCACUUGCUAGAUUUAAAUUGCAGUCAUGUAAUAUGUUCACUGCUGUCAAGGCGCGAGUGAUUUUUAUGAGACAAAUUCUUAAUUAUUUAUAAGAAUGCUGUUAUUGUGUUACUACUCUCACUUCACUAGAUGGUACACGAAGUACUUUAGGUCUGUAGACAUCUCUCACUUCACUAGAUGGUACACGAAGUACUUUAGGUCCGAGACCCCUCUCACUAGAUGGUACACGAAGUACUUUAGGUCCGAGACCCCUCUCACUAGAUGGUACACGAAGUACUUUAGGUCCGAGACCCCUCUCACUAGAUGGUACACAAAGUACUUUAGGUCUGUCGACCCCUCUCACUUCACUAGACGGUACACGAAGUACUUUAGGUCUGUAGACCUCUCUCACUUCACUAGAUGGUACACGAAGUACUUUAGGUCCGUAGACCUCUCUCACUUCACUAGAUGGUACACGAAGUACUUUAGGUCCGUAGACCUCUCUCACUUCACUAGAUGGUACACGAAGUACUUUAGGUCUGUAGACCUCUCUCACUUCACUAGAUGGUACACAAAGUACUUUUGGUCCGUAGACCUCUCUCACUUCACUAGAUGGUACACGAAGUACUUUAGGUCCGUAGACCUCUCUCACUUCACUAGAUGGUACACGAAGUACUUUAGGUCCGUAGACCCUCUCUCACUUCACUAGAUGGUACAUGAAGUACUUUAGGUCCGUCGACCCUUCUCACUUCACUAGAUGGUACACGAAGUACUUUAGGUCCGUAGAGAUUUGUUGAAUAGUGUAACUAUAGAACAGGCACAUAGGUGUAUUUUCAUGAAGAUGUUCACAGUUUGAAGUUGGAUUUCGGAGAUCUUAUAUAGAAUCAUUUAAGUAUUUUAAAGAUUAAUAACUUGACAAUCCCUCGUUAAAGUGAAAUCAACAUACAGUGACGAUCAACAUAGUUCUAAUUGUUUUAUUGGUUGAUCUAUGUAGAUAUAUAGAAAGUAAAUAUUUAUGCUACAUGGAGAUGCAAAAUACUGGGUGGCUCCAAAUUGGAAAUUUCAUCAAAAAUAAAGAUCAGUAAUUAUGUAAAAAAAAAAAAAAAACGACACUUUAAUUAUCUUUUUGUUUUUAUAUUUGCUGAAAUAUUUUUUUCUAAAUAUAAUCUUCCUUUCAAAUUUUUAAUCUAAAAUUUCAAUAAUUUUGAUUUCUUAUCUUGCCUUUUUGUCUCUGAAUUUGAAAUUGAAAAAUAAUAUUUAGAUGUCAUAAUUUGUUAUGCAUUGUUCUAUUUGUUAAAAACUGUUUCUAAAAGUUUGUUGCAACUGUUUUGGCUGAUUGUUAAUUUGUUAUUUUGCCAAAUACUUAGGAUGUCUGUUAUUGUGUAUUAAUGUCCGUGUUAUUUAAUAGUGUCUUUAGAAGGGAUUUAGUUUAAAUGCCUUGUGAGACUUCUCUGCAAUCUUUCUAUCAAUGAAAGCAUAUUUACUGCAUUUAUCUGCAACUAAACCCUCUUUCUCAUUUUUUGAUUCUUAAAAUAGUAAGCGAAAAGUGGUCAAAAGCCUCGAUCGCCAAACCUUAGUACCAAACUCGUACACAAGGGCAGGGGGCUGAUUUAGGAUGAAUACAGUAAACUUUUACAAUAGGGAAGCCUGGGGCUGAUUUAGGAUGAAUACAGUAAACUUUUACACUAGGGAAGGGGCUGAUUUAGGAUGAUAGAUAGGACCAAAUUUAAUACACCUUAAAGAAAUAUAAGUAAAUACAAGUAAAUAGGGACACAGAAUGCACCUUUACCCCAUUAACAGGAAGUCAGCUGUUUGACUUACUCUACCAAUUACAAGUAACGAGGUAUAUGUUAUACUUAAUGCUCGACCUUUGUACUCAAAUUGAUAACCAAUCUUUUUAUUUUGUGUAAAAUGUAAAUGGAAACAAAACAUUCAAUCUUCAUGUUACUAUAUCAAUGUUUUACAUAAAUUCAGACUUUAAUUAUAAAGUAAAAUAGUAUUUCUGAGAUCAAGGACACAGCCAGAUAAUCAACUUGACCUCUACAUUGUUGAAUUACUUUCAUUAUGAGUUGAUGUAUAAAAUGGUGUUCUAUAUAUUAUAUAUAUUAUAUAGAGAAAUCUUUCUGAAUAAAAUUUCCCCAAUUUACCUACGUAUAUGAAAAUAUACCCCCAAAUAUUCCUGUAUGACAGUUCCCCUAGAAUUUACCUGUAUGACAGUUCCCCUAGAAUUUACCUGUAUGACAGUUCCCCUAGAAUUUACCUGUUUGAAAGUUCCCCUAGAAUUUACCUGUCUGAAAGUUCUCCCCAGAAUUUACCUGUAUGAAAGUUCUCCCCAGAAUUUACCUGUAUGAAAGUUCCCCUAGAAUUUACCUGUAUGACAAUUCCCCUAGAAUUUACCUGUAUGACAGUUCCCCUAGAAUUUACCUGUAUGACAAUUCCCCUAGAAUUUACCUGUAUGAAAGUUCUCCCCAGAAUUUACCUGUAUGAAAGUUCUCCCCAGAAUUUACCUGUAUGACAAUUCCCCUAGAAUUUACCUGUAUGACAGUUCCCCUAGAACUUACCUGUAUAACAGCUCCCCUAGAAUUUACCUGUAUGAAAGCUCACCCUGAGAAGCUUACUGGUAUACUACCAAGAAUAUAGUGCUAGUGGUAUAUGUCGAUACCUAAAUCCAAAGACUUCACUUUACACAGAUAUCCUUAAGGUGUAUUUAUUUACGUUUAGCUGGAAAUUUUAUUAAGAGUUAUUUCCCUGAAGCUAAAAAAUGUAUGCAUGUAAAAUAAAUGUUAUUGGGGCUGUUCCUUUAUGAAUAUAUAGGGGUGGAAGGGAUGUACUUAUUGCUAAUAUAUAGGGGUGGCAGGGAUGUCCUUAUUGUUAAUAUACGGGUACCGAGGUCGGGAAUCGCUGAUAAUAUAUGUUUAUUUAUAGCAGCCCAUCCCACCAGUUGGGUAAAGUUGUAGAGGGGUCAAAAAAUGUCUCCCUGCUUCCAACUCCCGAUAUGAUAGAAACAGCCCUUUAUAACAUUUACUGAAUCAAUAUGUAGAUUAUAUAAGCUAAUCUAUAUUAAGUACUGAAGAUAGUGAUAAAAAAGUACAUAAUAUGAUUAGAUCUCAUAACCAAAUAUUUUGUGCAAUCUAAAUUGUAGAUAAGGACAAUGUUAAUAUUGAAGUCGGUUCUGAGACAUGCAUUUAUGUCUGAGUAACUACCCAGGGGUCUAGAUCGAUGACACGAACUCAGACUACCCAGGGGUCUAGAUCGAUGACACGACCUCAGACUUAUGGGCAUUGUUAUGUCUGAGUAACUACCCAGGGGUCUAGAUCGAUGACACGAACUCAGACUACCCAGGGGUCUAGAUCGAUGGCACGAACUCAGACUACCCAGGGGUCUAGAUCGACGACACGAACUCAGGCUACCCAGGGGUCUAGAUCGAUGACACCAACUCAGACUUAUGGGCAUUGUUAUGUCUGAGUAACUACCCAGGGGUCUAGAUCGAUGACACGAACUCAGACUACCCAGGGGUCUAGAUCGAUGGCACGAACUCAGACUACCCAGGGGUCUAGAUCGACGACACGAACUCAGACUACCCAGGGGUCUAGAUCGAUGACACGAACUCAGACUUAUGGGGAUUAUUAUAUGUGUAUAUUGUUUCAUUGUCAUUUCUAAUCAUAUGCUUUUAUUUAAGAUGAUGAAAAGUUUAUUUGCUUAACUCAAGACAAUGGAAUUUUAUUACUUUGAUUAAAAACAUGCAUGUAGGUUUUUUCAAUCCUAAUGACAGAUUCUAUAAAUACCUGGUAGAACGUAAUUUUAAAAUUUACAUGUACAUUUUUUGUAUAAUUAACUUAUUUUUUCUGUCUUUCUUUCUUGGGCAUUAUAAGAUCCAAGUAGAUGUUUAAGAAAAUAAAACUGAGGUACAUUAUAAGUGAUUUAUGACAAGAAGAAGUCAGAGAAAUGGGGUUUUAAAACAAACUAAUUAAAAAUCUCUUUGGAAGUCACUAAUGUUAGACAUUAAAUUUAAAUGAUGCCAUUCUAUAGAAUGUUAAUACUACUGUCGUCUGUUGAUUUCAUUUUACAGUGAUAUGGGCACCAUCAUUUUACAGUGAUGUAUAUGGGCGCCAUCAUUUUACAGUGAUGUAUAUGGGCGCCAUCAAUUUACAGUGAUGUAUAUGGGCGCCAUCAUUUUACAGUGAUGUAUAUGGGCGCCAUCAUUUUACAGUGAUGUAUAUGGGCGCCAUCAUUUUACAGUGAUGUAUAUGGGCGCCAUCAUUUUACAGUGAUGUAUAUGGGCGCCAUCAUUUUCACUGUUACAUUAGGUAGAGUUUGAAGAGUUUUUUUCUCAAAUUUCAUCAAGAUAGAAUUAUCACCUUGUUAAUGAAAUAAUAAAUAAAUUAUGAUUUUUUAUUAGCCAAUUAUUAAAUAAAAUUUUCACCCUUUUCAGUACUUAAUUAACUUUCCCUCAUAGUUAAAGUUAUUGUUUAAAUAUUUCUAUUUCAUGAAACAUAAAUUAUAUUUGUAAUUUUGAACAUGUAUAAAUCUGUUUUCAUUUGAAUUGUGUUCAGGUUAAAACCAACAUAUCGUAGCGCUAUACUGCUACCCAUAUGUACAUAAUGAUUGAAUAACAUUAACAUGUACAAAUGCUCAGAAUUUUUAUUUACAUUGAUUUAAGACUUGAUGACAAAUUAUGAGAAUAUUUUAACUGCGGAGAUUUAUCUAUAUAUAGCUACUGCUGUUUCGGAGGAUAUAUACGCGUAGAAUCCACAUAUUUUUUCCAUUUCAAGGUUAUCAUUCAUUGUACAUAUCUUAUAAUCUUUUAUUUUCUUGGGUCAAAAAUUGUUCGCGUUUUUCAUUUAAAAUGGAAAAAAAUAAUUUGAACAGAUUGAAAUUUCACACUUCAGCUGUCAAAGUAUAUCUUAUCUUCACAGCUAUUGUUUCUGAUGUUGAGUAACAAGCUGUUUAACCAGUGACUGUUAGUGCAGUGUAUCACAACCAAAAACGACCAUUUUGAAGAGAACUUAAGCAUACUCAUAGGGUUCGUACUUCAAUAAAACUAGUGGCUACUGAAGUCAUUAUAAUAUAUAAUCUACUCUGAACAAUAACUUGUCGGAAUUCGAUGAUUGGAGGGGACGGAGUUGGCUAAUGACUGUAAAAUAUCAAUAUAAUCUUAAUCACAUUUCGUGGAUAAUAUUUACCCAUGUCUUAUUAUUUCACCGAUCAAAUUUUGCAAUCAGGUAAGAGGCCUGCGAAAUAGCUAAAAUAUCAUCCCUGUGACAAUAUCGGACUAUAUGGUGUACUGUGAACAUACAUAUUCUAGUGGUUUUCAAGUACUAGUAUGUAGGUGGUACACAAAUUCAUUACAGCGCUAAUCUAUUUAAAUUCAGUGUUGCGCUGAAUUUGCGUACGCCAAAAUAUAGACGUUUAUAGUAGAAAUCUCUUUAUUUAUGAAACAUCAUUAUUUUUGGUCCAAUUCUCACUUAAUCUUUCUAAAGUGUAAAUGUACAAGGUGAUGACCACAGUAUUCAGCUAAUUAUCUGGAAUGGUAGGAGGUUCUCUACCACUGUCACUCUGUACAGACUGAUUUUGAUGUAAGUGUAGUAUUACUGUUGUCUGAGUCAGUUAUUACUUAUGUAAGUGUAUAGAUGUACAACACGCCGGAAUUAAUAUAGACUGGAAAUAUUUGGUUUUAUUAAAUAGCUUGUUUGGGGGUUUUUUUGUACAGAGCAUGUGUAGUUGUCUUUUUCUACAUUUUAAAUGUCUCUACUUAAUGUUCUCUUAACAGAAUCAUUCUGUCACCUAAAAUGUCUUAAUGUUAUUUUAACGAGAUUAAAAAAUCUGAUAGAGUGCAUUAAAAAAUAUGAUCUGUAUAGAAAAAAAAUCAUAAUCUGAUAAAUUUUUUCAUUCUCAGAGGUAUGUAUUAACUGAAAUACAUUGCUGAGGUGAUGGAGAAAUUUGUAGAGUAUGCAAAUGAUAUUUUUUUAAAUGUUGAUCUUUCAUAUUUUAGCAGCGUAUUACUAAAUUGAUUAGUGUAAUGUUUAAUGGAGGGAAAUGUCCAAGGUCAGAAAUCAGGUCACUAGUACAUGUAAGUUGUGGACCAGAUUGAAUUUACUUCGGCAAAAGUGAUAGAAUUCUGGACUUUAUUGUUAAAUAAUUGAAUUCUCCUAAAAUAGCAACAUUUAAGUAACAUUUUGGAUACUAAUCGUCUUAAACACGUUCAGAAUAUUGGAGAUCAACAUUACAUUACAAAUUAUACCGGUACAUGUAUUUAACAUCGUAGCCAAGAAGGAAAUUGGUGAUUUUUUUAUCUCGUUAUUUCUCUUUCAUAAAUGCAAAGUUUUAAUGUUUAAGUUUUUCUUUAAUUCUGAUAUUUAAGAAUUUUGGGGUCAUUUAAUACCCAGAAAUAAUGUGUCUAUGCAUUUGCAGUAUGAUAUGAGCUAUUGACUGCCUUGGCAGUUUUUAUGUGACUGAUAUAUUGGUACAUUGUUUAUUAAAGAAUUAUAUGUAUUAUAUAUACAAGUGGUAUUUGUACAUGUUACAUAUAUAUCUAUGGUCCAAUGAUACUAAAUAUUAUACAUAUUUGAUUAUAGAACGUUUCCUAUGUUGAAAGCAAUAAAUUAUCUAUUUUUACCAUCA